Molecule: messenger RNA, 68 nt
Organism: Chondrus crispus (carragheen)
Lineage: Eukaryota; Rhodophyta; Florideophyceae; Gigartinales; Gigartinaceae
Exons: 2
Coding region: 1-33 (10 amino acids)
Source: RefSeq, a predicted model, not a curated record
AUGGAGUAUCGCCAGGUCAGAAAAUUGAUAUAAUAAGGGUGGUGGUGGGCAAGAACGUGCUCUGUUAA